Molecule: messenger RNA, 874 nt
Organism: Gavialis gangeticus (Gharial)
Lineage: Eukaryota; Metazoa; Chordata; Crocodylia; Gavialidae
Gene: ATP6V0B
Product: ATPase H+ transporting V0 subunit b
Exons: 7
Coding region: 127-603 (158 amino acids)
Biological process (GO): proton transmembrane transport
Cellular component (GO): proton-transporting V-type ATPase, V0 domain
Molecular function (GO): proton-transporting ATPase activity, rotational mechanism
Source: RefSeq, a predicted model, not a curated record
GGUACUGGCCUGGUCGGGGUGUGACUGGAGCUUUCCCUGCUUUGUUUUCCAGGGGUCUGCUACACAAUAUUUGACCUGGGCUUCCGCUUUGAUGUGGCCUGGUUCCUGACGGAGACCUCGCCCUUCAUGUGGGCCUGCCUGGGCAUCGGCCUGGCCAUCUCGCUCUCUGUGGUGGGCGCUGCCUGGGGGAUUUACAUCACCGGCUCCAGCAUCAUCGGGGGCGGUGUCAAGGCCCCGCGCAUCAAAACCAAGAACCUGGUCAGUAUCAUCUUCUGCGAGGCUGUGGCCAUCUACGGGAUCAUCAUGGCCAUUGUCAUCAGCAACAUGGCUGAGUCUUUCACCGGCACCACUCCGGAGUCCAUCGGAGCCAGAAACUACCAUGCAGGCUUCUCCAUGUUCGGGGCGGGGCUGACGGUGGGGCUGUCCAACCUGUUCUGCGGGGUGUGCGUGGGCAUUGUGGGCAGCGGGGCCGCGCUGGCUGACGCGCAGAACGCCAGCCUCUUCGUCAAGAUCCUCAUCGUGGAGAUCUUCGGCAGCGCCAUCGGCCUCUUCGGUGUCAUCGUCUCCAUCCUGCAGACCUCUAAAGUAAAGAUGGGGGACUGAGCCCCGGCCCACCUCUGCUCUGCUCAGCCCAGGGCGGCUGUACAUAGAUAUUUAAUAUUCCCUCCUGGGGCAGGCACUGACCCCUGCCCCGUGUGGAGCCCUGGGCCCCCCCACUCCUUCCUGCUGGAGGAACCAGUCGUCUGUGUGUGACCCCCUGCCCCCAGCCGCCCGGGCCGGCGGGGCCCACCGCGCUACCGCCUGCCCUGGUACGUGUGCAACCUGCUUGCCGUGCUGCUCCGUGUCUGUGCAGUAAACGUGGUUCUUCUCCCUG